GUCAAAGCCGAGUUAACGUCAUCGCAAAGGAGGCUCGGCCAGGCGACCAUGAUCGUUAGAACCUACGGCCGCCGCAACCGUGGUUUAACCAGGACGUUUUCCGACUCCCCAUACGACGACGUCUCCGACUCCCCUCCACUCUCCCAAGAAACGGUUCCGUCUGAGGACACUUACAGCUUCCCUUUCUCCACUCAAGAGUCCUCUUCCUUCUGGCUCUCCUCCCAAGAAUUCAACGACGACUUUUACAAGGACAGCGCAGCAGCAGCCUUCGAACCGUCUCUAAGUGAUUUCGGUCUUGACGACCCGAGAAACGGCGUCGUAAGGAGAUCCAAGAAGCAGAAGCAAAGGCAGAGCAAGAAAGAGGUAAGGGAUUCUUCUAUUCCCUGGAUUUCUCCCAAUUCGACUUUGAUGGAAGCUCAAGAGUUUGGGGAAAUGAUGGAACACGUUGACGAGGCUAAUUUCGCGCUUGAUGGGUUGAAGAAAGGUCAACCGGUGAGGAUCAGAAGAGCGAGUCUCCUGUCUUUGCUUUCGAUUUGUGGCACGGCCCAACAAAGGAGACUUUUGAGAACCCAGGGAAUGACAAAGACAAUAAUUGAUGCUAUUUUGGGUCUCAACAUUGAUGACAUCCCAAGUAAUCUUGCUGCUGUUGCCCUUUUCUAUGUCUUGACUACUGAUGGUCAAGAUGAGUGUCUCCUGGAAUCACCUAGUUGCAUUCGCUUUCUACUUAAAUUGUUGAAGCCAGUCAUCCCCAUUGCUAAAGAGACCAAAACAGGAAAAAUAGGGUAUAAGCUUUUGGCAUUACACAAGGAUGUCGGCAUCUCACGGAAUACGACUAAAGUGUUGGAUUCAAGCUCUGCUGUCAUUGUUUCCAAAGUUGAGGAAAUUCUUGUUAGUUGUAAGGAAAUGAAGUCAACAUGUGGGGAUGAUAGUGGUUUAAAAAGGUCUGAGUUAUGCCCGAAAUGGAUAGCUUUGUUGAUUUUGGAGAAAGCUUGUUUGUCAAAAAUUUCUCUUGAAGAUGCAACUGGCAUGGUAAGAAAAACUGGCUGCAAUUUGAAGGAGAAAUUAAGAGAGCAUGGAGGACUUGAUGUUGUCUUUGAAGUGGCCAUGGAGUGUCAUUCUGGUUUGGAGGGUUGGGUGGAGCAGAGUUCAUCUUCUCCUCUUAUAGAAGAUAAAAAGGAUGUGCAGAGGCUUGCGCUGCUUUUAAAAUGUAUGAAAAUCAUGGAAAAUGCUGCAUUCCUCAGUAGCGACAAUCAGAGUCAUCUGUUAGAAAUGAGAGGGAAAUUGAACUCCAAUGGAUCUAGAAUAUAUUUUGUGAAGCUUCUUAUAAGUGUAAUAAAGAUUCUUUCAGGGCUUUAUAUCAAGACUUCUUCUGCAUCGUCUAGUACUGAAAGAGCUUGCAAUAGUUCUGAGGCAAUUGGUGAUGCUGAUAAGUUUGCUCUAACUGCAGACUGUAAAGUGGAUAGACAUGUUGCUGUCUUGACUAGUUCGUGUGAGAAGUCCUCUAGCUUGGAGUUGUCCUUCCCUGGAAAGAGCUUCAAUACAUCCCAGAAUGAUCCAGGACCGUCCACGCAGUGGCCAGAUCAUUCUGUAUCUAGUUUUCAAACCGCAACUUCAUCUUCGAAUGAUUGUGGUUUACUAAAGACGAGAAUCCAUUCUUCUAGUGGGAAAUCAGGAAAUUUGUUUGAUGGAAUACCUGGAAUAAGCAAUGGGUCAGGGACCUUUUGUGAGAGAUCUGAUCGCAGUAAAAAUGGCAAUCGACAACUUUUAGAGGAUAGCCAAGAUCCUUUUGCAUUUGAUGAAGAUGAUUUUGUGCCUUCGAAGUGGGAUGUACUAUCUGGGGGAAAAAAGAUACUCCGAACUAAAAAACAUGAGAAAAUUGAGCCAAGAAAUAGAAAAAUCCAAGUUGGGCAUCGUUACCAAUUUACGAUGAGCCAACAAGAAUCAAGUCCUGAGGAAAUUUUCCAGACAGAAUUUAUCGAUGAAGAAUAUCAUCAUUCUAAUGUAACUUCUGUUUCUCACAGUACCGAAGAAUAUUUUAGCCUUGUCUCAGACUGCCUUCUUGCUGCUAUUAAGGUUUUGAUGAAUUUAACGAAUGACAACCCUCUUGGCUGUCAAAAAAUUGCUGCUUCUGGGGCCAUAGAGACCUUGUCUACAUUGAUUGCGAGCCACUUCCCUUCAUUCUGCUCAUAUUUGCCUUGUGCCAGGGAAAUGGAAAAGGCUUCUCUUAGUGUAGAUCUUGAUGACCGGAAUGACGUACCUCUUAAUGAUCUGGAAUUGGAUUUCCUCGUAGCCAUACUUGGUCUGCUUGUAAACCUAGUGGAGAAGGAUGAACAGAACAGAUCACAGCUUGCAGCAGCUUCUGUUUCUUUACCAUAUUCAAAAGGAUCAAGAGAAGGGAGUCGAAUGGCUGUAAUUCCAUUGCUGUGUUCCAUAUUUCUCGCAAACCAAGGAGAAGAUGAUGCGGCUGAGGAAGUUCUUCCUUGGAAUAAUGAAGAUGUCUUGCUACAAGGAGAGAAAGAAGCGGAGAAGAUGAUUUUAGAAGCCUACGCAGCUUUACUACUUGCAUUUCUUUCUACUGAAAGUAAGAGCACGCGAAAUGCAAUUGCCGAUUGUCUUCCAAAUCGCAGUUUGUCGAUUUUGGUACCUGUGUUGGAGAGAUUUGUGGCAUUUCAUUUGACGUUAAACAUGAUUUCUCCGGAGACUCAUAAAGCUGUGAGUGAAGUGAUCGAGUCGUGUAGGAUACCAUGAGAAACUGAUGAAACAUCUUGUACAGCCGAAGUCCUCAUUUUAGGUUAGCAGUUUGUUUCCACACAAUGCCGGUGACAUCCACCGAUGAGGAUGGGAGUGGCCGGCAAAACUUAUAUCAAACUGAACAACAGAUCCAUUGACCCGUUUAUUCUUUGUUUUGUUUUCCUGAUAAUGUUAUUCUUUGUAAGCCUAUUUCAUCGUCUAGAAGCAUGCCAAGACUCUUGUAUAUUAAGGUCAUCUCCAGUCCUCAUCU
Molecule: messenger RNA, 3001 nt
Organism: Hibiscus syriacus
Lineage: Eukaryota; Viridiplantae; Streptophyta; Magnoliopsida; Malvales; Malvaceae
Product: wings apart-like protein 1
Exons: 13
Coding region: 49-2748 (899 amino acids)
Biological process (GO): regulation of chromosome condensation
Source: RefSeq, a predicted model, not a curated record